CGGGUAUAUUGGUGUCGUUUGGCUGGUUUGGUUCUCAUCUCGGCAGCACUCUUCAUCAGUUCGUCCUCGUUCCCCUGUGGAGCUGCGUACGGACGACAUCGCGGCAGACGGGUGGAGCAGCCCCAGUAAUUGGCGGGAGCAACAGCAGUAAUGGAUCGUGAUUGGGGUUCAAAGCCUGGCAGUGGGGGCGCUGCCUCCGCCCAGAAUGAAGCCAUCGACCGUCGUGAGCGUCUCCGCCGACUCGCCCUCGAGACAAUUGAUCUUGCCAAAGACCCCUACUUCAUGCGCAAUCAUCUUGGCAGCUAUGAGUGCAAACUUUGUCUCACUUUGCACAAUAACGAAGGGAAUUAUCUGGCGCACACACAGGGUAAGCGGCAUCAGACCAAUUUGGCUAAGAGAGCAGCUCGUGAGGCCAAAGAGGCACCCGCCCAACCUCAGCCCCACAAGCGUAAAGUCUCCGUUCGCAAGACAGUGAAGAUUGGUAGACCUGGGUACCGAGUGACCAAGCAAUAUGAUCCAGAGACAAAUCAGAGAUCUCUUCUUUUCCAGAUUGAAUAUCCUGAGAUUGAAGACCUAGCAAAGCCAAGGCAUCGAUUUAUGUCUUCUUAUGAGCAGAGAGUGCAACCCUUUGAUAAAAGAUACCAGUAUCUUUUGUGCGCAGCUGAACCAUACGAAAUCAUUGCUUUCAAGGUUCCCAGCACAGAGAUUGACAAGUCAACUCCAAAGUUUUUCUCACACUGGGACCCAGACACAAAGAUGUUUACGUUGCAAUUGUAUUUCAAACCGAAGCCACCAGAGGCAAACAAACCCCAGCCUACCUCAGCAGCCAAUAGCACAGCUGCACCGGGUGUUCCAGCAAGGCCUAUGCCUCCACCAUCUCAAGCUCCACCACCGCCACCUCCUCCGCCUCAAGGCUUACCACCUAGUGUGCUUCUUGGAAAUCCUCCCAGAGCUCCACCACCUCCGAUGCCUGGAUCAUUGCCCCCGCCACCCCCACCUAUGUCAAAUGGCCCUAGAUCUGCAUCUUCUGGUGGAAUUGCUUCUAUCCCACCUCCACCUCCUGUUGCCAGCAGCGCAACAGCAAGUUUCAACAUGGGUACUAGGCCUCCAUCUAUGCCACCUGGGCAAGUUUUUCCCGGACAACAAAUGCAGGGCCAGGUUGCUCAUCCGCCACCGCCGCCGCCUAGAAUGGAUAAUUUAAUGUGAGAGCAACAUGUCUUUCUGGACCAAUGGAGCGAUGCUAUUGGGUUCUAAAUGGGUAGAUGAUUGACUGAGAACUGUAACUAAGCAGUAAGCCCUUUGGUCUGAAGACAAAAGGAACUGUUAGCCAUUUUAGAAUUGUCUGUGUAAUGUUCUUUUGAUCUGCGUCUUCAUUGAUUUUUAAUACAAGUUACGAUUACGAUUUGGGUGUAUAAACUAUAAAGUCAUCUAAUCUAGCAUUGUGCCUAA
Messenger RNA from Prosopis cineraria, 1449 nucleotides. RefSeq lists its product as uncharacterized. Lineage: Eukaryota; Viridiplantae; Streptophyta; Magnoliopsida; Fabales; Fabaceae. Bases 151 to 1206 code for a protein of 351 amino acids. Gene Ontology annotation, cellular component: U2 snRNP; catalytic step 2 spliceosome; nucleus. The transcript has 7 exons. Gene Ontology annotation, molecular function: zinc ion binding; nucleic acid binding. Gene Ontology annotation, biological process: spliceosomal complex assembly. The record is from RefSeq and is a predicted model, not a curated record.